UGGUGAUUUUAAAACAGCCGCGCCAAAAAAGUCACGCAGAGCCCCGCCCCGGCCAUGUGCAUGCCGCUCAUGUCUUCUCGUCUCACGCUGCGUUCUGCAUAAAAUGUGUGUCAGUAGGACAGCACUUUCCACGGCACAUGCAGAGGGCACAUGCAGCGUGGCUUUACCAGCGCAUAUCAUGCUCGAAUAAGCGCAUCCAGCUCAGCGCUUACACACCCGCCAAUGAGAACGCACGACGGGAAAAAGAGGAAAUAGAAACCAAGGAGAUCCUGGGGCACGUUACAGUGAGAUAAAUCACCGUCAUAGAGACCAACAACAGAGGUAGACGAUUCCACUAAAUCGACUCACAUUUGCCAGUGAGUCACCUGAAAACGUGAUUGAAGUGGGUGUGUAUUGGUGAGAGCAUUGUCAGUACGAUUGAGUUUGACAACCCCACAGUGAUGCUAAGGUACUACAGUGAGACAUCAUCCCAGCAUAGUUAAUGCGUCUUUCAUACUAGAUAGAAAGCAGAGUGUUCAGGUAGCUCGCGCUGAAGGUGCAACUAUUCACCUGUGACCGUGUCGGACGUGACAGAUCCGUGAGUGUAUUUUUAUCCACUAUUUGGCUGGAAUGCCAAAUGCUCUGCACGAGAGAUACUUUCUUGCCUCUUUUGGGCUACACGCUGUAUGCGCAGGUAUUUCGGGACUUUUCACCUGUUUUCAUCCGAUUUUUGCUUCCACGUAUUGAGACUCGGAAAGUUUUUUGAAGACAGAGACUCUGAAACAUAUCAAGGAUGGACAGCAGUCCUGGAAGUGUGAUACUGUAUGCUGGUUCCAAUGGCAGUCCCAGCCCAAGCCCGGGAAGCCCUUCUAGUGGUUAUGAAACCCAAUCUCCCUCCUCUCACUCCCAGCCCUCCUCUCCAGAAGAGGUUACCUUCACUGAGAUCGGGGCCCUCAAGCAGCAGAGAGGUACUCCAUCCUCUCCAAAACUGGUUUUUCAGUUUCCUGAUGUCUACAACAACCCCUCAACAAACUCAAACCAGCACAACUACUCUCAUCCCAUCGCUUGCAAAAGGCCGUGUGGGUUCACCGGGACGUUUACCAAAACAGGAGGCAUGGUGCUCUUAUGUAAAGUGUGUGGAGAUAUUGCAUCAGGAUUUCACUACGGUGUGCAUGCAUGCGAAGGAUGCAAGGGUUUUUUUCGGCGAAGCAUUCAGCAGAACAUUAACUACAAGAUGUGCGUGAAGAACGAAAACUGCAUGAUCAUGCGCAUGAACCGAAACCGUUGCCAACACUGCCGCUUCAAGAAAUGCCUGUCUGUCGGCAUGUCCCGUGACGCUGUCCGUUUUGGCCGCAUCCCUAAGCGAGAGAAGCAACGUCUGUUGGAUGAGAUGCAGAGCUACAUGAACGGCCUCAACGAAUCAUCCACCAUGAACAUGGAAACCUCUCCACCACAGGAGCCGCCCAUCAGGCCCAAUGAGAGCCAAUCCAAAGAGGCCAUUGGUGCCUUAUCCCGAGCGUACCAGGACAUCUUCACAACCACACAGGACCGCAUGAACCAAAUAGCCGGCAACAUCAACACUAGCAGCAGAUCAGGCACCUUUCAGAACAAUCCUUCUCAGGACGUCAACUACCCUCACGCUGACCCUCUUCUGGGGUACCACUCGGCCCCUACCACCGAGAGCAAGUGUCAAGUACUAAUGGACAACAAUCGGUACAGCUACGCUUCAAAAAUCAAAAAUCACCAAUUAAGCUCGUCCCCGACCCCGCAACCCACUCAGGCCAACUACAACAGCUAUCCGGUUAGCAAGACCAAAAGCAAGACCUGCCCGUUCAAGCUACCUGCCGGCUCUAAAGUGCUGGCCUGUCCGUUGAACGCGUUCCCUGUGUCAGCACCUGGCAUCUCCAGUCAGCAGGUGUGGGAAUCGUUCUCACAGUGUUUUACCCCAGCUGUGCGUGAAGUGGUGGAGUUUGCAAAGGGUAUACCAGGGUUCCAAGAGCUUUGCCAUCAUGAUCAAGUCAUGCUGCUGAAGGCGGGAACUUUCCAGGUGCUUAUGGUGAGAUUUUGCUCACUUUUCAACUACAAGGAAAGAACAGUCACUUUUAUAAAUGGGCAGACAUACCCACUGGCGACUCUUAGGGGACUGGGCAUGGGCUCCUUGUUAGAUGCCAUGUUUGAGUUCAGUUCGAAGUUGUGCUCUCUUGGCCUGGAGUCGGAUGAGAUGGCACUUUUUAUGGCUGUGGUGCUGGUUUCUGCAGAUUGCCCUGGCAUUUCGGACACAGUGGCUGUCGAACAGUUACAGGAGAGCCUCAUCCGGGCGCUGCGCACCUUAGUGACCCGUCGUCAUCCUGACGACAGCUCCCUCUUCCCUAUGCUGCUCCUGCGCCUGCCAGAUCUGCGCACCCUCAACAGCCUUCACUCCGACAAGCUACUGGCCUUCCGCAUCGACCCCUGAGAUAUUCCUAUUGGUCAAUGCAAACGCCGCUCAACCAAAAACCAAUAACAGCUUACCUACUUUUAUGAAGAGGAUGAAUUCGCAUCUAGAUGAAAAGCAAGUUUCUAUACGAACCAUUCAUUACGUUGUUUUAAUAAGUAGCAUGGUGAACAGACACUCUCUAGUGAUCUAAACAAAACUGUAUCUCCAUUUAAGCUUUGAUUGAUCAUAUGCAUGGACAUGAAUCCUCUGGCCUUCUGUUUACCAGUCAUAUCAUCAUAAAUAAGCUUGCCACUGAACUUUUCAGACCAAAACGGGUCAUUUCUUUGUACUUCCUGCAAUGAAAGUACACAGGGUUUUUAGUUAGCAAGUACACAAUGUAUGCAGUAAUUUUAGGGACCAUUCUAAGGCAGGUGAGUGUGUGUGCCUAUGUGUUUGAGAAAGGGACAGAAAUACAAUGUAUAUACGACGUAGAUUUCCCUUAUAAUCACAUACAUGAUACAAAUGUACUGUAACUACAGAAUGGCUAUAUAGUUAUCAUUUAAAUUGUUUGAAUAUGAUAAAUAAACCAGUUUUAAAUGUCAUUUCACGUUUGAAAUUUGA
Triplophysa dalaica is the source of this 3016-nucleotide messenger RNA. It is a transcript of the gene nr1d4a, whose product is annotated as nuclear receptor subfamily 1, group D, member 4a. The record is from RefSeq and is a predicted model, not a curated record. Lineage: Eukaryota; Metazoa; Chordata; Actinopteri; Cypriniformes; Nemacheilidae. Gene Ontology annotation, biological process: negative regulation of transcription by RNA polymerase II; positive regulation of transcription by RNA polymerase II; cell differentiation. The transcript has 8 exons. Bases 773 to 2434 code for a protein of 553 amino acids. Gene Ontology annotation, molecular function: RNA polymerase II cis-regulatory region sequence-specific DNA binding; nuclear receptor activity; zinc ion binding.